GCUGCUCUCGGGGAGUGUCCCGCCCGCUUGCCCGCGCCUCCUCCCUCCUCAUCACCUCCCUUCCCCCGCGUUUGCAGAGCUAAGUCGGGUCACUCUGGCGAGCGUCGGCUGGGCAUGGCUCAGCAUUCCCUGGUCUGCUGCGGGGCCGAGGCAAGGCGAGCAGGUUUCAUUUUCUUCUUAGAUCUCUAGGAGAAUUUGGAGAAUCUCUAAACAGAUUGGUGAACUUGAUUCAAAAGAAAUACAUUAUCAGAAACCAAAUGGGAAAUCUUUUAAAAGUUCUCAAUUGUACAGACUUUGAUCAAGGGCCCAUUUUUUUCCUAGACUUUGAAAAUGCUCAGCCUACUGAUGGAGAAAGGGAGAUAUGGAACCAAGUCAACGCUGUUUUACAGGACUCAGAAAGUAUGCUUUCAGACCUGCAGUCUUACAAAGGAGCUGGACAAGAGAUUAGAGAUGCAAUACAGAACCCGAAUGAUAUUCAGCUUCAGGAAAGAGCAUGGAAUUCAGUAUGCCCUCUGGUUGUGAGGUUAAAGCGGUUCUAUGAAUUUUCUCUCAGACUAGAAAAAGCAUUACAGAGCUUAUUAGAAUCCUUGACUUGUCCGCCCUAUACACCAACUCAGCACUUAGAGCGAGAGCAAGCACUAGCAAAGCAGUUUGCAGAGAUUCUGCAUUUUACUCUCCGCUUUGAUGAACUUAAGAUGAGAAACCCGGCAAUUCAAAAUGACUUUAGCUACUAUAGAAGGACAUUAAGUCGCAACAGAAUAAACAACAUGCAUCUUGACAUUGAGAGUGAAGUGAACAAUGAGAUGGCUAACAGAAUGUCCCUGUUCUACGCAGAAGCUACACCAGUCCUGAAAACGCUGAGUAAUGCUACCACCCAUUUUGUUGUAGAAAAUAAAACCUUGCCAAUUGAGAAUACAACAGAUUGUCUAAGUACGAUGGCCAGUGUAUGUAAAGUCAUGCUGGAAACACCAGAAUAUAGAAGUAGAUUCACCAGUGAAGAAACCCUCAUGUUCUGCAUGAGAGUAAUGGUUGGUGUAAUUAUUCUCUACGACCACGUUCAUCCUGUGGGGGCUUUCUCAAAGGCUUCAAAGAUAGAUAUGAAAGGUUGCAUAAAGGUUUUAAGAGAACAGCCACCAGACACUGUUGAAGGGCUUUUGAAUGCUCUCAGGUUCACCACAAAACACCUGAAUGAUGAAUCCACUUCAAAGCAAGUUCGAGCUAUGCUUCAGUAAUGCCCACCUUUGAGAAAUGGACUUUUAAAUUAUUUAGAGAAGGUGUUUGUUUACAUAAUUUAAUAGUUUGUGGUGGUGUUAGUAAAUAUGCAUAAUUUACAUGAUAUAACAAUUGAUUUCUUCCUGUUGCUGCAGUGUGUGGAUUUGUAUCAAUAACAUGACUGACUUCGUAAUGCACGACAUCCAUUUAUGUGCUUGUAUUACCAUUCAAAAAGUUUAAGAGGUACCUUUUAAUUUGAAUAUAUAAAUAAUGAAAGUGUCUACGUGCCUUUGUUUUUUGUUAUGUUAGGGGGUUACAUUUUGGGGGGGUGUUUUUUGUGGAUGUAUGCAGAGUAACUCUUUGGGGUAAUCUCUAAACAGUCAUAACUCUUGACUGUGUGCCUGUGAAGACCUUGGUGCAAAACCCUCCAGGGGUCUCCACGUUCCCUUAACUUUUGCAACACCAAGUGCAUGUGUAGUGUGAAACAAGGAGGGUGUUCCAGUUGGCCAGAUCUUUCUGAGACUGGUAGGCUCCUUUUCUAACAGAUUUAGCAGGGUUUGCACCAAGGCCUGCACGUGUAUAUACAAUAAUUUUGUUAAGUUUUUAAAUUUAUAUGCGUAACGCUUGCAUUGUGCCUUUGGGCAGUUAAGUGAGAUAUGAAUUAUGGAUGUAAACCAAUACCAGCCCAGUUUUGAUGUACAACUUCAGCUUAUUAAGCCAAGAUAGGAUUUGUGUAAGACUUGUACCCUUGCAUUCUCUCAUUAUGCUAUCUUCUCUUUCUUUCCUUGUAAGCCAUAAUCAGUGCUUCAUGAAUUAAUUAGCCAUGGUUUCCUACUAUGUCCAAACCUGGAAAUUUUAUUCAUGGUAUCAGAACAAGCCCCAAUCUUAUAACAGACUUCCAACUAGAGAGAAGGAGCAGUGCAAGGACAUAUAAGCAGCACAAGGCUUAUGCAUCUCUUGACUCCGUAACCCAAGAGAUAGGUACAUUCAGACCAGGCCAGAACGUAAGACUGUGCAGAAACCUAAUGAGAGGCAAUACUGUUAUAUAUAGUAUCGCCUGUGUUUGUAGGCUUAUGACCAUACCAACAGCACUGAGUAGCUUUGUGGUAUAAGGCACUUUCUUGCUUUCUUCUUCAUACUUCUCUCUGCUCUUGAAAGAUUGAAACAUGACCUACCACAGUUAUUCCUUAAUCAUGCACAGCAUCUUGGAAUUGAUAUUUGUGCCAUUUUUUUAUUUAGGCCUUUCUUAAUGCCUAGCUCUUCCUUUGUACUAAAUUCACUAGGAAACUAGGGGGGGAAAGGCUCUAAGAUGCUUUUAUUUUUGACACCAUUUUAAAAAAUGUAUUUAAUAGGUGUUUCACAACUCAAGCAACUUGAAGUUGUAGUUCAGCUGUCUCUAUUAACUGUGUUGUGCAUUCUAAUGCUGAAUGUAAGAGUGGCUCAGCAGAGCCACAUUGUAAGUUUUUUUAUAUAAAAAAAUAAGUAAUUUUAUUUGGGGCAUUGGAAGGGAACUUAAGUAGAAAGAGAUUAUCUCAUGGGAACCUUGUUUGGCUGACUGCAUGGCAUGAUUAACCUUUAAUAUACCUGUUCCUAGGAAUACAACUUGUAAAAUUAACAUUUCUGCCUUUUCUGAGCAACAACCAUAUCUGAUCUCUCUUUGCUGACAUUGCUGGAGGUUGUUAUGGUUAUCUCCUUUCACAGAUUCCACCUAUAUAUAAUAGAAAGAAAUACUUCUGAAAAAUAAAUGUGAGUUUACACUCCGUGGGCCCAAAGUCAGGCUAUCUAAACAAUAGUCAGUAGUUUUUAUAGACACUGCAGUUGCUGCCAAUUUCCCAUUUUCUUAGAAGAUUUUAUGUUACCCAACACUACUGACUUGGGAAUGCAGCUCUUGGUACUCACAGAUCUCCUUAAGUUCAGAAACAUAGUGCAGAUUGUGUAACUCAAAACGCUUGGCAUGGCAUUGUCUUGAUUUUUCCAUAUUAAUCACUUUCAGCUAGUUAGUAUCUUUAAUGCGACGCUGGAAUCUUCAUGGAGCUGCAUUUGUUUUCAUUCAUACUGGGGUCCUUAGCUAAGGAACAAUGAACUUUGUGCCUGUUCCUCUUUUGACUCUUCUAAAUGAUGAGUGCAGCUGUGAGAUGCUUAGCUUGUAAGAUUUCUGAGAAAACAUGCUAACUUUGUAUAUGGAAUAUGGUAUUCAUAUAUUUAAAUUUGCUGAUUUAAAUGUGUGUCUAACUUUGAGUUUGUGCAGAUCAGCUAGAAUAAAUAUUUGUAUGUUUGUAGAAACUUGGGCCCCUCAAAAAGUUAGGAGAUAAAAGGGCCUAUAUUGGAAACAUCAUUUUCUUGCUGCAAAUUUAGAAAUCGGGUAUUUAAGAGCAGUCCCAGUGAUGUUGGCUUGACCUCAUAAGGUUAUGCUAUUUAGGAUUCCAGACUUUUAGGCCUUGUUGGAAGUUAAGACAGGUGGAAACUCUCUCUUUUUAUAUCACUUGUUGGAUAUAGAAGUUUGUUGUGUGGAUCUGAAAUCACCACCAUUGCCACUUCAUGAUGCUAGGCAGGCAGUUCUUAAAUGAAGAAUCCCAGAGUUUUGGCUUCAAGUGUUGCUGAACUACAUCUUGCAGUAGGUCCAGCCAGCUUGGCCAAAAUAAUAUCAAGAGAUUUUAUCUCAUCACCACUCUAGCUCUGAAUGUACUCCAUUUCCCAUCUACUUAUUUUUAGGAGGAAAAUAGACACUUGUAGCAGUGAGUCCUUGAGCAUAUACAGUUUUCCCCCCUCUCUCUUUGUGGUUGUUUGGAUUUGACAGUUUUAUCACAAAGUAAUUUUAUUUAGGUUUCAGAACUCUAGAAAACAUUGCACAUUUUAUUACAAAAUAUAGCUUGAUGAAAUAUUAUUUUCUCUUAUUGUGCAAUCAAGCUAAUAUAUUGAAAUAUGUAUAUUCAUACAGAAAACAACCUAGAACAGUAUGAUUAAAAUAAAUUCAGUUAGAAAUAUUGCUUGAUGCAUUAAAUCAAACCGUUGUUUCUCAUCACCCUUCCUCCUCCUGUUCAUACACACACACGUGUAUGCACACACAUGUGCUAUGCAGGGAGCUUUUAUUCAUUUUCAGCCAGUUCUGCCUAUGCUAGAAACAACUAGCAAAUGACCUGUCCUGGCUUUUUGUUUGAUAGCAAUAAAAAAUUCUUGCCUGAUCACUGCAGAACUGUCUCUUAACAACUAUUCACAGAAGAGCCUGCUGCUUUCAGCACAUGAAAACCCACUAACAAUCUCUCUGUUCUGUGGCAGUAAAAGAUGCUGGGGAUUAACUUUCAGCAGCAUGUGGAGGGCCAAGGGUUCACCACCUUUGGUUUAGAAGGACAAGUCUUCCGGAUGGUUAUUUUUACAUAGAGAUAAUCCAGACACCGCUGAGAGGGUACACUGUUGCAAUGCAUGAUUCUCCAUGAAGUGACCCUUGCUUCUUAAGGCAAAUGCUUGGUGUACUUCAUAAUGCAUCAAAGACUGAGUUGUUCAUCUCUUGCCUCUUCCUCCAUUUUAGACAGACAAUCCCUCUUUUCCUAUUUUCCUUGUGUUGUAUGUAUAGGUAAAGGAGGUCACUAUCACACCAUCUAUUGCAUCAUCUCUCUUGUGUUCAGAGUGAUUUUGUUGUAUUCACAUGGAACUGGUUACCCCCAGAGCUUGAUCAAGAAGAGGA
Molecule: messenger RNA, 4894 nt
Organism: Python bivittatus (Burmese python)
Lineage: Eukaryota; Metazoa; Chordata; Lepidosauria; Squamata; Pythonidae
Gene: CYRIA
Product: CYFIP related Rac1 interactor A
Biological process (GO): regulation of actin filament polymerization
Molecular function (GO): small GTPase binding
Source: RefSeq, a predicted model, not a curated record